CCAUCAUGCUUUGCCGUGCCCGCCGACCCGAGAGCUACCGAUGCUAGGCUAACUGUCGUUAGCUACCUGGAGCGGACAUGUUGUACCGACCCUUCCUUUAAUAAACAUAGCUGUAAGCGAGGAACCGGGAGUUAAGAGGAAGGCUCGGAGUGCUGGGCAAUCAUGGAUGCCGUCAACGCCUUUAACCAUGAGUUAUUCUCGUUGAUUGACUCCAAGCCCCCGAUCUCUCGGGCGAAGAUGAUUUCCAUCACCAAAUCGGCCAUCAAAGCUAUGAAACUAUACAAACAUGUGGUGCAGAUUGUGGAAAAGUUUAUCAAAAAGUGUAAGCCGGAGUACAAGGUAGCGGGCCUGUAUGUAGUGGAUUCCAUUGUUAGGCAGUCCAGACACCAGUUUGGAUCAGACAAGGACGUGUUUGGCCCGAGGUUCACCAAAAACAUUACAGGAACCUUUGAGAACCUCUGCCUUUGCCCCGUAGAGGACAGGAGUAAGAUUGUGCGGGUGUUGAACCUGUGGCAAAAGAAUGGGGUGUUUAAGAUUGAGGUUAUUCAGCCCCUCCUGAACAUGGCAACCAGCUCUGGCAGUGCUGCUGCACUCUACACAGGCUCAGAUGAUCCAGGUUUUUCCCCACCUCAAGCCAAAGAGCCAGUAACGGCAAACUCCACCAUGACAUCCACUUCUCAGCUGCAAAACUCUGACGCCUUUGCUGCUGUGGCACAGCUCUUCCAGUCCACACAGGGGCAGCAGCUUCAACAGAUGCUGCAGAACUUUCAGCAGCAGCCUGUGAAGCCUGACGCCCACACUCAGCCUCAUACCAUUCAAACACAGGCCCAAGACAUCACCAUUGGCACGGUCGCAUCGCAACCGCCUCUGACCAGCCAAACCGCCCAUCAGAAGUCAACCUUUGACAAGAAAUUGCUGGACCGUUUUGACUAUGACGAUGAACCAGACGUUGGAGAAGAGGCCAAGAAGGAUGACAUGUCAUCACAGGCCUCCUUCAUGCAGCAGCCUCCAGGCUUCUCGCAGCACUCGGAGCACUUUAAAUCCCCGAUGAUUAACAUGUUGCCAGACUUCUCACAACAGGUUCCUCUCCCUCCUAAUGGCCAGCUGCAGGCCUAUGGUUUACCGCCAGGACAAAGCUUCCCAGUCAUGAUGCCUCUUAUGGGGCAUGCUUUGCCAGGGCAGUCUCCCCCUGGUUCUACUGGGCCUCCAGGAUUCCCAGGGGUAUACCCUCCCCACAAUGCUGCCCAGCAACAGGAUUUGUCAAUGGAUGCGGACCGUUCAUCUAUGAGGGAUGGCAGACAUGGUCAACGGUCACACUCAGGCUCCAGGUCUCCAAAGCGGAGGAGGUCACGGUCUAAUUCCCGUACAAGACGAUCCAGGCACAGGCGAUCGCGCUCCAGAGACCGGCGUCACCAUUCCCCACGCGCUCGCUCGCAGGACCGCAGGGAGAGGGAGAAGGAGAGAGAGCGACGGCAGAAAGGCCUCCCCCCACCCAAGAGCGAGACCCUACACAUUUGCAGUACAACUCUUUGGGUGGGCCAGUUGGACAAGAGAACACAACAGCAAGAUGUCGCCUGUUUACUGGAGGAGUUUGGGCCGAUAGAGUCCAUCAAUAUGAUCCCACCACGUGGCUGUGCCUAUAUUGUCAUGAUACAUCGGCAAGAUGCCUUCAAGGCUCUGCAGAAGCUUAGUAGAGGAUCUCACAAAGUGAACCAGAAAACCAUCAAGAUUGCUUGGGCUUUGAACAAGGGUAUAAAGGCUGAGUUUAAACAGUACUGGGAAGUGGAGCUGGGUGUCACCUACAUACCGUGGUCUAAAAUCAGAGAGGCUCAGUUGGAGGAGCUAAAAGAAGGAGGAAUUCUGGAUGUAGACACAUUAUCACCAGAGUGGAGUGGAGUAAGGAAAACUCUUGGCGUCCUGGAGGAAUUCACCCACAAUGGCCGUUCUGAGCCGCAGCCGUCUGAGGACACACAGCUUUUACCUGUGGCUGCCGCAGCUGCUCCUCAUGCACAGGUUCCUCCAAUGCAGCAGCCAAUGGUUGGUGUGGGUUCCCUCCAGCCUCCUGUUUUUCCUGGUCCCAUAGGCAUGCCUCCGCAUUCCUUCCCCCCAGGCGUCCCCCCUCCUCCUUUCAUGAGACCUGGCUUCAACCCCAUGCAGAUGCCUCCAGGUUUUCCUCCUCCAGGUGGAAUGCCUCUUGGUCUACCACCUCCUUCCAAAGGUGGAGUUGAAGACCAGCCUAUGGACCCAGCGGGUCUGGGUAACAGGAAAAAUGACGAUGUCCCGGAGGGUCCCAACAUCUUCAACAACCAGAUGGGACCUAUGGGUAACCAGUUAGGUGGACCUCCAGGUGGAAACAUCCAACCCCCUCCAGGUGGCCUGCUGGGCGCACGGCCCGGUAUAAUCCCACUUCAGCGUCCUCCGGUUCCUCCCCCACCACACAUGCAGCGUUUCCCUCCACCCCACGGGCCACGACCCCCUCACCCCAACAUGCCACCUAUGCCCCCACAGAUGAUGCCCAGAGGGCUACACCCUCAAAUGAUGCACCAUGACCCCCUUCCACCAAAAGGAGGUUUUGGGAUGCUCCAUCCCCACAAUAUGAGGGCUCCUUUCCCUCCACAUGGGCAUGGCCCUCCUCCUCAUGGACCUCCUCCUCAUGGUCCUCCUCAUGGUCCUCCUCCUCCUUUUAUCAGACCAGGAGGACCUCGUGGACAAGAGGGGCCGGAAGAAAUGGAGGGCAGACCGUUCAGGGGAGACAGGCCUGGAUUCAGGGACCGAGAGCCAGAGAGGGACAGGGACUGGGAUCAAGACAGGGAUAGAGAGAAGGACCGAGGUUUUGGUGGUGGAAGGCGUCCAUUUGGUGAUGGUGGGAGAGGAGGCGGUGAUAGAAUGGAUGGGAGGGACCGGCUCGGAGGUUGGCAGGAAGACGGAGGAGAUCACCAAGGAGGGGGAUGGGAGAGAGACAGAGAUCGGGAUAGAGACCGCGAUCGAGACAGAGACAGACGGGACUGGAGGGAGAAGCGUAACAGCCUGGAUAGAGACAGGGAGCGAGGGAGGGGUGAAGAUGUGGAAAAGGAACAGGGGAGGGGAGAGGGAGGAGAAAGAGGAAGGGUUGAAAGAGGGAGAGGAGCUGAAGGAAAAGAAGGAGAAAGGCCAAGGCGGUCAGAGCGGCGAGAGAGGACCACGCGGUGGGACAAGGAUGACCGAUUGGCCGAACUGGAAAACGUGGAAAAGGUUCAGACCUCUAACAGCACAGAGGAUCCUCCUGUGACUCCUGUGGUUACCAUGGAAACCAGUACUGAACCAAGCUUGGAAGCUUCUGAAAAGAAGGAAGAAUCUGAACUUUUAUCUCCGUCCCCAGAGGCAGCGAAGGCUGCAGGAGAGCCGGUGCCCUCUGAGCCCUCACCUUCAGCUCAAAGUGAGCCCACAGAAACAAAAGAGGAAGCGGCAUCAUAGACUGGCUCACUGCUCCUUCAGCCAGAGACUGCUGUGAACCACUGAAAGAUUAUUUUUUUUACAAUGAAAGUCAGCCUCUACUGCUGACAUAACAAUGCUAGCUUGUCGCAGUUUGUCAGUCGGUAAAUGUCAGUUUCUGGGCACCAACACGUGUCUUGAAAACAAACAUCUCCCACACGUGUUGUCAAACACAUGUAAAAUGGUUGUUUUCAGACUUUAUGGUUAAAUUCAGCUUUGCAUCCGUUUCUCGAAACACAUGACCACAUGAAAAUCCGUUUGGUAAAAUUGCUGUAGUUAAAUAUUGGCUGUCAGCUGUUUUUUCCUGCAAGUUGUAAGAAUGAACGGAGUGCUUGCAUGUUAACUUAGCUCUGUCCAUUUUUAGGUUAAUUUGAGCUUAGCUUUUAUGUUUUUACUCAAGUUGAUUUGCAGACAGAGGAAACAAAUGACACAUUUCUAUUUAAUUUCUAUGACAUUAUUUUUUACUUAUCUGUGUGAUAGCAGGCACUCUUCAACAAGGUGAAUAUGUUCAUUUUAAAAUAUAUAUUUUUUUAAAUGCCAAAAUGUCAUGUCUAACACUGAAUAGCUUCUCAAACAACUAUAUGAUAAUAUAGGCACCAUUUUAUUUUAUUUUUUUCAUCUCCUCUUGUGUCUUAUUUUGGCUCCUUAAGAUCACAGCCAGCAAGGCACAGCUUUGAAAAAAACUAUGGUUACCUUAAAAUCCAAUCAAGUUACUUGUUUGAAAAACUACAAAUUGGGUAAGACAUGUCGGGGUAAAUUACCCUGACAAUUUAAGCUUGGUACUUGGCUUGAGCUUGGCUCACAUAAAUGGUUGAGGUCUCCUUUUGAUUAUGUCCCCACUUUUCACCUUUUGAAACCUCUUUAUUUCCGGCAGAAUAAAUCUUGAGUAUUGUCUUCAUUCUACCAGACACUUGGUACACAUUUACCGGCAAAUACCCGAUGUCUUUAAAACAUUACACUCUCAAAACAUGAUUUUUAUUUAACUUUGAUAUAUUCCACUAUUAUUUGGGAGUCUGAAAUCAAACUCGGCAGUCAUAUUUUACUCGUAACAGGAAUUACACGCAAACAUGUCAUUCUUGUAUCAUUUAGGGAAUCAAGAAUGCUUCACUUUUUUUGACCGUGCAGUUCUUAUCCAGAUGUCACUUUAAGUCUUUUAAUUUUUUGUGUGCGCAUAUAAUCAUUUUGUUUGGUUACAAAAGUAUUGGACGAACAUAAAACAUUGUGGGGGCUUAACACCAAGGACUAAAACGGUGGUAUAAUCCUAUUUCUUUUGUUUAACAGACAUGGUGACUGAGGGGUGAAGAGGCAUUACAGAUGAGACAUUUCUACAAAACAUGCACCAAAAAAAAAAAAAAUAUAUAGAUACAAAAGAAAGAAAAGUUAUGUUGUGUAUCUCCUCUAGAAGAAUUAGGAAGUAAAGACAUUUGAUGAUGUUAUAUAAGGGGGGGGGGGGCUUUGUUUCAAAAGUGUGAGUGAUCUAGACAUGGAGAUAUUGGUAUGCAAAAAUACAGUCCCUAGAGUACAUCCAUUUACAAAUAAAUUGACUUGCAUCCAAAUAAGCUGUUCAAAACUGAUGUAAACUAAAUAUUUUUUUAUUAAGUAGAUUUGUAUCCUGGUUUCUGUUCAAUCUUUUGAAUUUUUGAAGUAAAAUUUCAUUGGGAAUUUUAGGAUGUGUGUACUUCUGCUGUCUUAAUUUAACAUCCUUGACUAAAUGUGUAUUUUUUUUUCUUCAGUUAAGUAAUAAACAUUUUGUACAUCCAA
Messenger RNA from Cottoperca gobio, 5232 nucleotides. It is a transcript of the gene scaf4a, whose product is annotated as SR-related CTD-associated factor 4a. Gene Ontology annotation, biological process: negative regulation of termination of RNA polymerase II transcription, poly(A)-coupled. Lineage: Eukaryota; Metazoa; Chordata; Actinopteri; Perciformes; Bovichtidae. Gene Ontology annotation, molecular function: RNA polymerase II C-terminal domain phosphoserine binding; RNA binding. The coding region runs from base 163 to 3453 and encodes 1096 amino acids. The record is from RefSeq and is a predicted model, not a curated record. Gene Ontology annotation, cellular component: nucleus. The transcript is spliced from 19 exons.